Molecule: messenger RNA, 258 nt
Organism: Paramecium sonneborni
Lineage: Eukaryota; Ciliophora; Oligohymenophorea; Peniculida; Parameciidae
Source: the annotation of a GenBank genome assembly
AUGAGAUUUGAUAAAAGAUAGGAUUGUGGAAUGAAUUAAACGAAAAUUAUUGGACUUAAGUAUUUUAACUGAGAAUACUAUAAAAUAGGAAUAUCGAGUUAUAAAUAUAAUAAUUUAAAAAAAGUGUUAAUUCUAACUUAAAAUUAGAGAAGGUGGUAGAUAUAAUAAAUAAGGACAAAAGGGUGAUGAAUUAAUUAAUUUGGAUGGAUAUUGGGAUCAAUCAUAAAUCACAAACAAAAAAGGCGAAUAUAAUAUGAG